Molecule: messenger RNA, 1791 nt
Organism: Amphimedon queenslandica
Lineage: Eukaryota; Metazoa; Porifera; Demospongiae; Haplosclerida; Niphatidae
Product: discoidin domain-containing receptor 2-like
Exons: 2
Coding region: 127-1647 (506 amino acids)
Biological process (GO): positive regulation of kinase activity; multicellular organism development; cell surface receptor protein tyrosine kinase signaling pathway
Cellular component (GO): plasma membrane; signaling receptor complex
Molecular function (GO): ATP binding; transmembrane receptor protein tyrosine kinase activity
Source: RefSeq, a predicted model, not a curated record
CAAACAGCGAAGGCCAAAAACAGAUCAUCCACUCGUUUUUGGUGCCUCGUUCCAGCUGACCAGAACAAAGAAUACCUCAAGAAAUAGUCCUCCUUCUUUGCAGCUACAGUGGACUGAGAUAUAAAAAUGUCCGACACUUCAUUGGACAAUUCCCUCAAGCUAACGGAAAGGAACAUACAUAUCCUAGUGGUUGCUUUAGUGUUGGCACUAUUUGUCGGUGUCCUUUUCAUUGUUCUUCUAAUAGUUUGCAUUAGAUACAAGAAGAGAACGGAAUCAGUUGAUGAAGUCCUUUCAACUGAAGAGAAGACCAUCGCUAACGAAGCUCCUUAUUGUGUCGAGUCAGCAGAAAAGACGACAGUAACAAGUCCCUCCUAUCAUGUGGAGAGACACGCCCCUUUGGUUACGAUAUCCCAUGAUAUUGUUGGCAUGGAAACCAAUCAACAUUAUCAUUGUCUUCGGAUGGAAGAUGGUGGAGUUGACUCACCAGAAAGCGUAACUUCAAUUCCUUCUCCUCGUGUUAGUGAUGAAUAUGAUUAUGGUAAUGGUGGAACUAGCAGCCAACAAACGGGGAGGGAGGAGCUUCUGAAGCCACACCUACCUCUCAAGGGAACCUGUUAUUCUCUUGAAGUUCCCUCUCUCUUCAAUAACGGAGCUCAAAUUCUACGGACAUAUUCAGAGGCCCAUAUUGAUUAUGAAAAGGAUUCCAACUAUAGUCCGCCAUUAUACACCAGGUCCAAUAGUACCAGCUCUAGUUUAAACUUGACCAUUAUUGAGAUUGAACCGUCCAACAUUGUCACUGAUGGUACUCUUGGAAUGGGCCAAUUUGGACAAGUGCAUUUAGCCCACACAAGGGGUCUCAGUGCCGCUGAUAUUGGCAUUGGGACUGAUUCUGAUAGAACCAGGUCUCAUGAAGUUGCCGUGAAGUUCCUCAACCAAAAUGCAACCGAAAAAGAUUUAAAAUGUUUCCAAAAAGAAGUAAAGUACAUGUCGAGACUGAGACACAGGAACGUAGUCCAGAUCCUGGCAGUUUGCUGGAGAGAAGAGAAGUUCAUAAUGUUAGAGUUCAUGAAGAAUGGUGACCUACAGACCUUCCUUCAGUGUUACAAGUCCGUUAAUAUGGGACAGGAAACUUACAAUAAAACCCUUUCUUAUUACAAGCUAGUCGACAUGUCCCUCCAGAUUGCUGACGCCAUGAGGUACCUUUCUUCCUGCAAGUUCAUUCACCGAGACUUGGCUGCUAGAAAUUGUCUUGUUGGUGAUAAUUUUCUCGUGAAAGUUGCUGAUUUUGGACUCAGCAAGAACUUAUACGACUCGUGCUAUUACAGGUUAACCGGGGCGGCCAUUUUACCGAUUCGCUGGAUGGCUCCGGAAUGCUUUUACGGUCGUUUCUCUGAGAAAUCGGAUGUGUGGGGAUUUGGAGUGACUCUCUGGGAAAUGUUCAAUUUAUGUUUGGAGCGACCAUACACUAACAUGAAAGAUAAGCAGAUCAUUGAAGGAGCUUUAAAUGGGAGUCUAAAGGUUUUAGAUAAACCAGAGUGUUGCCAAACCGACUUGUACCACAUCAUGACGUCCUGUUGGAGACCCAGAGCUGUCGAUAGACCAAGUUUUGAAGAACUACACAAAAGACUCUCAACACUGUAUCAUUAACUGAAAAUGCAUACAUUAUUUUUAUUAUUUUUAUUUUAUUAUUUUUUUAUUAUUUUUUUGAAUUCACCAUUUCACCCUUAAAUGCAUCAUUUGUAUAAAAAGUUUUCAAUAGUUUUUUAAUAAAAUUAGUUGAGAAAUUAUGUA